CUCUCUCUCACAUGUUCACUGAAACACCUAAGCACCCUUACCACGCCAUACCCAGUCACCCCCCACGCACCCCGCUAAUAUAUAUACUGGUAUACACAUAACAACCUAUACAUACAUCAUAAACACAUACACACGCCAUUUCUUAACCCUCCAGGAUUCAGAUCUUUCUGUACCAAAUACGGAUUGCUGUUUGAUUUUGUAUUGAUUUCAUAAGAUAUAUAUUGAUCGAAAUGGCUUCACCUGGAAAUCCAAAUCCAAACCAACCAGGUGGAAGUCCAUUUGAUAUAAACAAAUUAUUUAGAACUUCCACUCCUCCACCCAUUUCCACUGCAAACCCCAAUCUGCAAAACCCUAAUAGUAAUACCAGUAGUAACCUUAAUUUUAUUACAUCUCCUUUUCCGGCCCCUUCAGCCUCUUAUCCUCCGCCGGUGGCUGGUGGUGUGCCCUACUCAUAUUCGCCCCAAAGCGCAGCUUUCCACCAUCCCGUUUACAACUUUCCACCCAAUCAUUUACCGGCGAAUCAGGAUUUUGCUAAUAUGCACUCUCAGAGGUCAUUGUCUUAUCCUACACCCAGUCUCCAACCCCAGACCCCCACUGGCCCUGUUCAGAACAAUUUUCAAAACCCACCUAGUUCCCAGAAUACUAGCAACCCCAACCCAGGGGCCCGGCUUAUGGCCUUGUUGAGUGCCCCGCCUUCCACUCUGGAAAUACCGCAACAACCCACCAUGCCAAAUCCCCAAUUCAACCCAACAUCUUCGGCCGGCUUUGAUUUCUCAGCGACCCAGAAUGUAGUCGUGCUGCCUUCCAGGCCAAACCUUGGGAUUUGGCAUCCGGGUCCUGUGAUAAGAAUGCUCAGUAGUAAGCCCCCAAGGGGGCGGCAUUUGAUGGGGGAUAAUUUGGUUUAUGACGUAGAUGUUAGGUUCCCCGGGGAGGUGCAGCCUCAGCUGGAGGUUACUCCCAUCACUAAAUACGGGUCUGACCCGGGACUCUUCAUGGGCAGGCAAAUUGCUGUUAAUAAGACGUAUAUAUGCUAUGGUCUCAAGUUAGGCGCCAUUCGGGUUCUUAAUAUUAACACUGCUUUGAGAUCAUUGCUUAAGGGUCUAGCUCAGAGGGUCACAGACAUGACUUUCUUUGCUGAGGAUGUUCAUCUUUUAGCUAGUGCAAGUAUGGAUGGUCGGGUUUAUGUAUGGAAGAUUAUUGAAGGCCCAGAUGAAGAAGACAAACCUCAAAUAACUGGAAGGAUUGUUGUUGCUCUUCAAAUUACCGGAGCAGGGGAAUCUAUUUAUCCAAGAGUUUGUUGGCAUUGCCAUAAACAGGAAGUUCUUGUAGUGGGUAUUGGAAAGCAUGUGUUGAAGAUUGAUACUACAAAAUUUGGAAAAGGCCAAGUGUUCUCCAUGGAAGAACCUCUCAAAUGUCCUGUUGAGAAGUUAAUUAAUGGGGUCCAACUUGUUGGUAGCCAUGAUGGAGAAGUGACGGACCUGUCGAUGUGCCAGUGGAUGACCACCCGUUUGGUAUCUGCAUCGGUUGAUGGCACGAUAAAGAUUUGGGAAGAUCGUAAGUCAAUCCCAAUUGCAGCACUCCGGCCACAUGAUGGCCAACCAGUUAACUCUGUUACGUUCUUGGCUGCUCCUCACCGCCCAGAUCAUAUCAUUCUUAUCACUGGGGGUCCAUUUAAUCGGGAAGUGAAGAUAUGGGCAUCUGCAAGUGAAGAAGGUUGGUUGCUUCCUAGCGAUGCUGAAUCGUGGCAAUGCUCCCAGACAUUGGAAUUGAAGAGUUCAACAGAAGCUCGAGUGGAAGAGGUUUUCUUCAACGAAUAUCAUGAUGAUACUAUCUUAUGUGGAGGUCUACCAAUGUUAACCGAAGAACUUGUCAACUCUAUUCUCUACUCUCUUCCCAUCAUCUCCCUGCACUUUAUGCAGGAAACUCUGAAGUUAAGUUUGGAAGCUUCCGUGAUCCCUGCCUUUGAGAAAUCAUGCAGGGUCAUGUUCGAGCAAUUGGAUGCCACAUUUCAGAAAGGAAUGGUUGAACAUACUGCUGCAGCUCAGCAACAAAUUGAGUCAUCAUAUUCACCAAUGGCAGUUGCUCUGAGGGAUGCUAUGAAUUCAGCAUCUUCGGUGACUCAAACCCUAAGCACUGAGUUGCUUGAUGGCCAAAGAAAGUUGUUAGCUCUUGCUGUUGCUGGAGUGAAUUCAAAAUCAACAAAUCCGUUGAUUAGCCAACUGAGUAAUGGUCCCUUGGGGGGUCUGCAUGAAAAGCUUGAAGUACCUCCCGAUCCAACGAAAGAGUUAUCAAGAUUGAUAGCUGAGCAUAAGUACGAGGAGGCUUUCACCGCAGCCCUGCAAAGAAGCGAUGUUUCUAUUGUAUCGUGGUUGUGUGCUCAGGUUGAUUUACUGGGGAUUUUGUCAAUGAAUCCCCUCCCUUUGAGCCAAGGUGUACUCAUCUUUCUCUUCCAGCAGUUGGCUUAUGAUAUUAGCAAAGAAACGCAAAAGAAACUACCUUGGAUGCGUGAGGUACUGUCCGCCAUAAAUCCAACUGACCCAAUGAUUGUGGUGCAUGUCCAGCCUAUCUUUGAGCAAGUUUAUCAAAUAUUGAAUCAUCAUCUGAAUCUCCCGACCACAACGGGUCCCGAACCUUCGAUCAUCCGUCUGAUCAUGCAUGUCAUCAACUCCAUCCUUAUGACCCCUAAAUGAUACCAUUUUAUACUUUAUUUUUGUAAUGUUGAAACUGGAAGGUUUGUACUAAAAUUCUAGGGAUAUUCAUCGGAAGGGCGCUUCAUGCUGACUGUGGAGCUUACUCUUCCUUUCUUUCCCGAAGGGUUUUAUAUGUGGAAUUCGCAGUCGAUAUUUAGGUCUGUCAUUUGGCGAUUUGUUUAAACAGCUUCUGUUUAUAUCAAUUUUGUUUGUAUACUUGUCUUCUAUAAUUCCAUACCGGAAAAUUUCUGUUC
Molecule: messenger RNA, 2944 nt
Organism: Olea europaea var. sylvestris
Lineage: Eukaryota; Viridiplantae; Streptophyta; Magnoliopsida; Lamiales; Oleaceae
Product: enhancer of mRNA-decapping protein 4-like
Exons: 11
Coding region: 231-2690 (819 amino acids)
Biological process (GO): deadenylation-independent decapping of nuclear-transcribed mRNA
Cellular component (GO): P-body
Molecular function (GO): protein binding
Source: RefSeq, a predicted model, not a curated record